GAAUUUCACCGUGCUCUUGUAUCUGCUUCAAGUAAUAGCGAUAGCAGGUCAUUUUGGUCAUUAGGAUCAUUUAAGAUAUUUGUGUUAUCGGUCAUUUUAUGGCAAUAUAACAAUAACGUCUAA
Molecule: messenger RNA, 123 nt
Organism: Dentiscutata erythropus
Lineage: Eukaryota; Fungi; Glomeromycota; Glomeromycetes; Diversisporales; Gigasporaceae
Source: the annotation of a GenBank genome assembly